Saprolegnia parasitica CBS 223.65 is the source of this 1041-nucleotide messenger RNA. RefSeq lists its product as hypothetical. The record is from RefSeq and is a predicted model, not a curated record. NCBI's taxonomy places the organism in Eukaryota, Oomycota, Saprolegniomycetes, Saprolegniales, Saprolegniaceae. Gene Ontology annotation, molecular function: phosphoprotein phosphatase activity. Bases 34 to 1041 code for a protein of 335 amino acids. The transcript is spliced from 6 exons.
CCUGCGUUUCACAGGGUCACACACACUGCAACGAUGGCGAUCGAGGGCGAGACGUCGACGUCGCCGUCCGCCGCCGCCAGCAGCCGCCCGACCAAGAAGCGCGCCGGCUACUACGCCGACCCGACGUCGCCGAUUGCCUCGACGCCGCUGAAGCGCCAGCGCGUCGCCACGCCAGUAGCACCGACAUCGACGACGACCGCCAAGCCCGCCGACGACGCCGACACGUGCACGCGCAAGCUCGACUUGGACGACGAUGACGACUCGGACAGUGCGCCCGAGACGAGCGACCUCAACCUCUUUUCGCCAACGCUCAAGGUCGACAAGAAGAGCGUCGCGCCACGCCCACCGGCGGUCGUCGAGGUCGAAGCCGCCGACGAAGCGCCCGUCGAGGAAGCCGCCGACGACACGGUGGUCGAGCUCGAGUUCAAUCCGUUUUACUUUAUGAAGACGCUGCCAGCGUACGAAGACGUCCAGGACUUUGUCCGGCCCGUCCUCGACCUCGACGAGACGCUCGUGCAUUGCUCGGUCGAUGAUGUGGCCGACGUGGAUCUCAAGUUUCCCAUUGAUUACAAUGGGACCGAAUACACGGUGUCGGUCAAGAAGCGGCCGUACAUGAACGAGUUUCUGGCUCAAGUGUCGGAAUGGUUUGAGGUUGUGGUGUUUACAGCGUCGCAACGCGUGUACGCCGAGACGCUCCUCAACCUCUUGGACCCGUACGGACAGUACAUCAAGCACCGACUGUACCGCGACAACUGCCUGCCCGUCGAAGGCAACUACCUCAAGGACUUGAACGUGCUUGGACGCGACUUGAGUCAAGUGCUUUUGAUCGACAACUCGCCGCAUGCGUUUGGGUAUCAAGUCGACAAUGGGAUCCCGAUCGAGAGUUGGUUUUCGGACGAAGCCGACGACGAGCUCCUCAAGCUGCUGCCGUUCCUCGAGAGCCUCGCGCACGUGGACGACGUGCGGCCGAUCGUCGCGCGGCAGUUCCAGAUCCAGCGCCUCAUUGACUCGGCGCAACUCGAGGUCGAUCCCACCACGUAG